Cyclocybe aegerita is the source of this 1053-nucleotide messenger RNA. Lineage: Eukaryota; Fungi; Basidiomycota; Agaricomycetes; Agaricales; Hemipholiotaceae. The record is from the annotation of a GenBank genome assembly.
AUGGCUGCCGACGAUGCACGUACUGGCGCAGAUGUACCGAAACCUGUGCACCAGGACAUCACAGCAAUUUCGACGAUAAGCAUCCAUGGACUUACCUUGUCUGACACGAAAGUGUCGUUAUCGCGCGCUGAAUCUUUCCCCUCCUUCCAAUAUGAUGAUUGCGAACCUCAAAUAUGCGAUGAUCCAAGCUGGGACCCGCUCCCCAUACCACAGAAUCUCGCUCACCUUGACCUUCGAUUGACCGACCGGAUAAACGAAGGACGCAUUGGACUGGUGUACGGGGUCGACGUUCUGGGCAGCCGUGAUCGUGCGCUGAAACUUCCGAGCAAGCUCUGCGUCAAGAUUUUCAAGCCCAAUUCCGCACGAACUGCAGCUCGAGAGUAUUGGUUCUAUGAGCAACUCGCUCGCUCAGGUCGACGUGCAGGGUCCGUCGCAGCGCGUUGCUUUGGCUUCUUCACUGCGAGCCUGAGUGAUUUGGUGGACGAGAACGGGCUGCAGCUUACCGCCGAUCGGAUACUUCCUUGGGAGGAGGCGCUGAUUGACGACCGAGGGAGGCCGUAUCCCGAGAAUCCUGUCAAGCGAGCGGCCAGGAAAGCAGCCUUGGCCACCAAACGAGAUAUCUUAUUUGGAGACGACGAAUUCUACUGGAAAAGCCAGGAAGGAGACACUUUCACCGAACGUCCUUCGCCUUGGGCUAGAUGGAAAUCUUCACCGACCCAGCCCCUGCUGGCUAUCCUUCUUUUCGAGCGCCUUGGUGAACCUCUGACUCGUUUUAGUAACGCGCUCGAAAGGAGUGAGGCUCUCAAGGAUAUCCAGGAGCUCGUGGUCGAUCUCGGGCGUACGGGUAUCAUGCAUUGCGACAUUCGUCUCCCCAAUAUCCUGCGCGUACCCGAGGGUACGAAACCGCCCAUGUGUUCCUGCCACAAGUGUCGCCACUGGUGGAGGUUCGUGGACUUUGAUCAGGGUGUGAAAACCGACUCCAGCGCGUUGGGCCGGUACUUUGCGAUAACUAUUCCAGUCAUGACAGUUGCGAACCUGUCCUGGGAUAUCUAA